This is a messenger RNA of Thunnus maccoyii (southern bluefin tuna), 3028 nucleotides long. Its product is annotated as actin filament-associated protein 1-like 2. Gene Ontology annotation, cellular component: cytosol. The record is from RefSeq and is a predicted model, not a curated record. The transcript is spliced from 17 exons. Gene Ontology annotation, molecular function: SH3 domain binding; SH2 domain binding. The coding region runs from base 583 to 2460 and encodes 625 amino acids. NCBI's taxonomy places the organism in Eukaryota, Metazoa, Chordata, Actinopteri, Scombriformes, Scombridae. Gene Ontology annotation, biological process: regulation of interleukin-6 production; positive regulation of interleukin-8 production; regulation of mitotic cell cycle.
AAAGCACAUUUGAAGGAUCAUUUAAUAUCCAGUAUGAACAGGAGGAAUGAUUACAGACACCUGACUGCUGGUUUAACUCGUCCUUUAACAGUGACUUAAAAACUGCUUUAUUAUUUGUUUUGUUAAAUGAUCUUUGAAAACACCACAAUAGUGAAAAAGCACCAGAUUAUUAUUAACAUGUGAAUAAAUCAACUUUGGAAAAAAAAAACAACUUCAGACCUGUUUAAUGUCGAGAUUUUGAGAUAAAAACAUCUUUGUCUAAAAUAAAACAUCCCUGUUCUUCAGCACAGUUCUGUGUCUCAUGACAUCAUGUUGGUGAGUCACAGACUGAAAAUAUCCAAUCAAAGAAUUGAUUAAGUACAUUAAAAUGUGUUUUAGUCACAGCAGACUGAGUCCAUGUUACUUUACAUCAAAACAACCUUCCAGACGGCCGGACUCGACUGUCAGAGCUCAAACUUCUUCACACAGAGCAACACAAACGGUCCACUGAGGAGAAAACAGGAGAAAACUGUCUGUUGUUUGAUGUUUUGGACUCGUCAGCAGUUAUGAGAUUGAAGAUCAGCAGCUACUGAGAGAACAGACAUGGACAAACAGAAAGUGCUCGCCAAGCUGAUCUGGGACCUGCAGUCCUUCCUGUCUGUUCUGGACUCGGAGAACUUGAGUUACAUCGCUCAGGCUCAGAAGAAAUCCAUCUCAGAGCUGCUGUCCAAGCUGCAAACACCAGACACUCCUGGUAAUACUACAACUACCAGUGUGGAAGAUGCUGAAUACAUGAUCAUGAGCUGUCUGUCAUCGUCUCCUAGCAACGAGCUGACAGACACACCUGGGACAGAAGGUGUUCGGACCUCUGAGCUGGUCUCAAAGCAGGACCCGUCUGUCUGGCUGAGGAACGGGAUCCAGGGCCCUGUGGUGCCACCCCUCCCACCAGGAGGUCUAGGAGCUGACGAUGAUGAAGAUACCUACGAGGAGGCAGAACCCUACAUACCUGACACGACCACGAGUAAUGCAGAUAAGGCGGACUCCGACAGCAGUCACUACGAGUCGUACGGGGAGGAAGAUGACGACGAGGAGCACGUGAAGGACCGAGCCCACUACCUCCAAUGGAGCGCCUCCCAGCCCUGCCUAAGGCCCGCCCCCGAGUCCCGCCUCUGCGGAUACCUGUGGAAGAGGAAGUGGCUCGGACAGUGGACCAAACAGCUGUUCAUCAUCAGGAACGACGUGUUGCUGUGUUAUAAAUGUGCUCGGGACCUGCUGCCUCAGCUGGAGUUGAGUCUGCGCGGCUGUCAGCUCGUCUACAAGUCGAAGAGCAACAGGAAGAUCCAACACCAGCUCAAACUGAUGCUGCUGGGCUCAGAGACGCUGGUGCUCGGUUACAACAGCUUCCAGCAGGCCGACGAGUGGAGGAAGGUGAUUGAGGAGGUGAGUGUUGGAGGAGGUGACGUGAAGCCUCGGAGCUCAUCGUUUCUGAUCAGAUCAGACCAGCUGCUGUCCUGCAGGUCCAGUACAGUCCAGUCUGACUCUGAGGAGGAGAAACCUUCAGCUCACUGCAGCUUCAACAAGAACAAAGGCUUCCUGAACGUGCUGAUGAACUGUCAGUGGCAGAGUUUACUGUGUCAGGUGGAGUCGGGGCUCCUCAACAUGUUCGCAGAGGAAGAGGAGGAGGAGGAGGAGGAUGAGGAGGAUCGGGAGGUGAGGAGGGAGCGGUCGCCUCAGUACACCGUCCAGCUCCGAGGAUGCGAGGUCCGAGCCGGACCCGACACCGACCACUCCUACAGGAUCACACUGAGCAUGCUCGGUGACCAGGUGGCCGUGCUGGAGGUCAGUAGUUCGGGUGAGAAGGAGCGAUGGCUGCAGCUGCUGCGGGACGGAGCUGCCAAUCAUAGUCACCAUGACAACAGCACACCGGCGCACACAGGUGGAGCUCUCAGUGGGCUGCAGACGCGGAGGUUUCCCACCUCCAACACCUACAUGGACGACCCCUUCAGUCUGGGUGGAACAGGCCGAGACCAGCCCAUCUACUCCAACACCUCCAUACUGGAGCACAUGCUUCACAGCUCUCAGGAUUCAGUUCACCGCAGCUCGAUAUCGUCCAGAGACUCGGUGACCUACAGCAACACCGUCUUCACCAGCCACAACAGGAAGGUGGGUGAAGUGGAGCGAGGCGUUCAGAAGCUGGAGCUGACCGGGAAGAAGGGGGUGCAGCUGAGGGCGGGGUCAGAGAUCAACCUGGCGUCUGCCGGGAAGCAAAACAAACGCACCUCUUUCAGACAGUCGCUGGCUGUCUGCAGUGAGCGCGCUCAGGCGGGUUUCCUAAGUCCUCUGCUGCGACGGACGGCCUCGGCUAAAACCUCUCUGAAACGAGCUCCUUCGGCGCUGUUCAUCGAGCACGGAAAGGUUUUCCAGAGGAGGAAGCUUUAUGAAGCAUCAACAUCCUACGAGUCCCAGAAAGCAUCACUGUAAGAAACAACCAAUCAGAGACCUUUUAGAUUGUGUUGCCAUGGAGCUGACGGUGAAGUUAGAAGUUGAUGUUUGUAAAGUUUUAAUCAAUGUUACUUUUGGUUUUUGGAUCAUUUCGUUUCAUUUGGCUCAGAGUUUUGUUUUAACUUAAGAUAUUUAACGUUUUCUAGCUUUUCAGAACAUGUGAUCUAUCAGUAAAUGUUUUAGUUAUCCAAAGAAUGACGGGUUUUUAUAAUAUAAUGACAUUAUUGAAAAAAAAAGGAAGAAGCUGUAAACAUUAAAACAAAUCAGAAUUGUGAAUUUUCAGUAGCACAUUUGUUUUUUUUUUUAAAGGAUUUAGUUUUGUAUUGUUUUCUUUAAUCCCACAUGGACUCUUUGAUGUUAUUUUGUCAUUGAAUAAGUUUUGUAUCUGUUUUCACCGUGUACUUACCAGCACAAUGUCAUCAUUUACAUAUGAUUACUUUAUUGAUUUAUGUUUAUUACCAUGACUUUCACUUAUUUGUAUCAGUUUUUUUUUUUUCAUAUUUACUGUAUUUUAUACUCAGGUGGAUGUUUCUUUUUCAGUUUUUAA